Molecule: messenger RNA, 11640 nt
Organism: Alexandromys fortis (reed vole)
Lineage: Eukaryota; Metazoa; Chordata; Mammalia; Rodentia; Cricetidae
Gene: Acvr2b
Product: activin A receptor type 2B
Exons: 11
Coding region: 1364-3001 (545 amino acids)
Biological process (GO): cellular response to growth factor stimulus; activin receptor signaling pathway; protein phosphorylation
Cellular component (GO): activin receptor complex; plasma membrane
Molecular function (GO): activin receptor activity; activin binding; ATP binding
Source: RefSeq, a predicted model, not a curated record
CCAGCUGGCAGCAGCCUGGGUGUGGUGUGGGAGUGGUGUGGAAUGUCACAUGGGUUGCAAAGCUUGCAGGCUGGCUUGGUGUGAGGUCUGGACUGGAAGGAUCGCUACAACCCUAGCAGGCAGGGGCUGUCAGUCACUGCUCCACAGAGUAGCUAGGAGAGCAGGCAAAGCUGCAGAGCGGGGAUUUGGAGUCUGAGGGGUCUGGUCAGUUGCUCAGGUGACAUCCCAGGAAGUGCCAGAGGGACUCCUGCCUGACAGUGGCCUGGAGAGAGGAGCUGGAGCAGCCUCAGGCCCCUCUGUGUGUAUUGUUCCCCUGUGACUCCCGACCCUGAAGAAGGGGCUAAUUGCUGUCACAGUGGAGGUGGAUGCCCUCCGGAGUUGGAGGUUGAGCCUAGGCUUCAUGGAGCCACACAUCCACGAUGCCCAUGGUCUGUCCUCAGCGUCUGCAGGGGCAGUGCUUCACACUGAGGCCACCCAGCCUUGUUAGCCCUUCUUUUCAAAGUCCUUAACCAGCGUACCCACAGAACUCUGCCCAUGUGCGCCUACCCAUGUGUUCGGGGUCAGCUUUCCAGUCUUGUGGGGGAAGCUGGGCAUCUAGGAAGCAAUGGCUGAGGACACAUACAAACGAACAAUCUUCUACUUCUCAGCUCAGCAUGGUGGCGCACGUCUUUAAUCCCAGCAGAAGCAGAGGCAGGCCGAUCUCUGAGUUUGAGGCCAGCCUGGUCUACAGAGUGAGUUCCAGGGCAGUCAGCGCUACACAGAGAAACCGAGUCUCAGAAGACCACACACACACACAAAUAAUUAAUAACAAUAGUUUCUGCUUCUCGUCCAGGUGUUUGUGGCGCCAACACUUCACUUCCUCCUGGGCAUUGUUUGGACUGUUUUACUCACACGCUUUUUGGAUAUGUCAGGAACUCCCUGCUAACGUGGCUGCUCGUCCAGGUUGGAGAGAAGUAGCUCUCUCUGGACUGGGUACUUCACUGAGCUCCAUUGCCAGUUACUGCCACAAGUUGCUUGGGGCAUGUGGGCAAUAAACAUGCCACCCAGGCUCUGGGCACUUGUUCAGGCUUUGUUUUAAAGCCUGCACUCUCCCCCUCAGAAUUUGCCCACAGAUGUAAGCCUUGUGCUUGAACAGAGUCCUGACUGGGCACGCUAGCAUGUGUCUCUGUGAGUGAGGUCCUGGUUGGGAGAAGCCAGUGCCUACCUCUAUUUGAGCCCUGUUCUGGAUCCUGAGACCUUUUAUCUGGGCUAGGCUGGGUACUGCCAUUCUGGUUUGGUACCAUUUGAACUUGUGGGUCCUGCCCGACACUUUGAGAUUGGCUGUUUGCUCGAGUCUGGGACAUCCUGGAAGGAGCCUCCUACCAUGGCUGGGAGAUGUGAUGGUGGCUGCGACCUGGCCUGCCGUAGUGAAGACUCCUCUGUGAAUAACCAGUCAGGACCCCCCUCUCUGCACUGGGCCCUGGAAUUCAGUCAGGAGCUUAGCACGCUGCCGCCCUCAGGUUCCGGGCGUGGGGAGGCUGAGACUCGGGAGUGCAUCUACUACAACGCCAACUGGGAGCUAGAGCGCACCAACCAGAGCGGCCUGGAGCGCUGCGUGGGCGAGCAGGACAAGCGGCUGCACUGCUACGCCUCCUGGCGCAACAGCUCGGGCACUAUCGAGCUCGUGAAGAAGGGCUGCUGGCUGGAUGACUUCAACUGCUACGACAGGCAGGAGUGUGUGGCCACUGAGGAGAACCCCCAGGUGUACUUCUGCUGCUGUGAAGGCAACUUCUGCAACGAGCGCUUCACCCACUUGCCGGAGCCUGGAGGCCCAGAAGUCACGUACGAGCCACCCCCGACAGCCCCCACCCUGCUCACGGUACUGGCUUACUCGCUGCUGCCCAUUGGGGGCCUCUCCCUCAUUGUCCUGCUGGCCUUCUGGAUGUAUCGGCAUCGCAAGCCUCCCUACGGCCACGUGGAUGUCCAUGAGUCCUUGCUUUCCCAGGACCCCGGACCUCCACCCCCAUCCCCUCUGGUGGGCCUGAAGCCACUGCAGCUGCUAGAGAUCAAGGCUAGGGGUCGCUUUGGCUGCGUUUGGAAGGCUCAGCUCAUGAAUGACUUCGUGGCUGUAAAGAUCUUCCCACUCCAGGACAAGCAGUCGUGGCAGAGCGAACGGGAGAUCUUCAGCACGCCAGGCAUGAAGCACGAGAACCUGUUGCAGUUCAUUGCUGCUGAGAAGCGAGGCUCCAACCUGGAGGUGGAGCUGUGGCUCAUCACAGCCUUCCACGACAAGGGCUCCCUCACGGAUUACCUCAAGGGGAACAUCAUCACCUGGAACGAACUGUGUCAUGUGGCAGAGACAAUGUCACGAGGCCUCUCGUACCUGCACGAGGAUGUGCCCUGGUGCCGUGGCGAGGGCCACAAGCCUUCUAUUGCCCACAGGGACUUCAAAAGCAAGAAUGUCCUGCUGAAGAGUGACCUCACUGCUGUGCUGGCAGACUUUGGCCUGGCUGUUCGGUUUGAGCCGGGGAAGCCUCCAGGGGACACCCAUGGGCAGGUUGGCACGAGACGGUACAUGGCACCUGAGGUACUGGAGGGAGCCAUCAACUUCCAGAGAGAUGCCUUCCUGCGCAUCGACAUGUACGCUAUGGGGCUGGUGCUGUGGGAGCUGGUUUCUCGUUGCAAGGCUGCAGAUGGGCCUGUCGAUGAGUACAUGCUGCCCUUUGAGGAGGAGAUUGGCCAGCACCCUUCACUGGAGGAACUGCAGGAGGUGGUUGUCCACAAGAAGAUGAGGCCCACCAUUAAGGAUCACUGGCUGAAGCAUCCGGGCCUGGCCCAGCUCUGUGUGACCAUUGAGGAGUGCUGGGACCACGAUGCCGAGGCUCGCCUUUCUGCGGGCUGCGUGGAAGAGCGGGUGUCCCUCAUCAGGAGGUCGGUCAACGGCACUACCUCGGACUGUCUAGUCUCUCUGGUGACCUCCGUCACCAAUGUGGACCUGCCCCCUAAAGAGUCCAGCAUCUAAGCCUAGGAUACGAGCGUCUCUCCAGACUCAGUGGAUCUGAAGAUAAAAGGAAAAAAGUUGUGUUUUGUUUUGGAAAUCCCAUAUAACCAACAAACACAUAAAAUGCAGCUGCUAUUUUACCUUGACUUUUAUUAUUAUUAUAAUUAUUAUUAAUAAUAUUAUUUUUGGAUUGGAUCAGUUUUUACCAGCAUAUUGUUCUACUGUAUUGCAAACAGCGGACACGUCAGCAGGCGUUGAGGUGCUGAGCUGUGAAUGCAGAACCAGCGCCGUGCUGAAGAGCCUCAGCCACCUCCUGUCCUUCGGGAUCUGUUCCCCCAGCGUUCUCUUUGUCGUCUCAGCGUCUGUAACACAAAGAAACCCAUCUCCUGUCCUAGGAACCUCAAUGCUGCAAUCUCUACUAGAGGAACCUUUGAAGACUGUUACAUGAACAUACCCUUGCUCAGAAGAGGGUCCCCCUACCCCUUUAUUUUGUGUUUCUCCCUUUUCAGGCAGUGAGCUUAAGAAAUGGCAGAUGUGUCUUCAUGGAUCGGAUGGGUGUCAUCCUGACCCAGCAGAGGGAAACAGAGAUGAGGAGGAUGGUUUAGACCCAAGUUGGAAGGGAGGAUGUUUCUGGGGCGGGUUGGGAGCAGAGCUACACUGGACUUGGGCACAUUUGGAGCAACACCCUUGGCUAUGGAGGCUGUUUUCUCAGGUAACAAGGGAUCGAGGGCAAGGACCUUCUGAGGGCCGAGCAGUAAUAAUGGCAUGCACAGGCAGGGUCUGGGAAAGUCCAGGAGCGGGGCCAGGCUGCUCUGCCUGCCCGUUUUCUUCAUACUAACUUGGGCUUGCCCACAGGAGGAAAUACUACCUUGCUGGCGUCUUAAGACUAGGUGGGGGCAUUACAGCUUAGUGGACGUUCUUCGUUAGACAUGAUGGAUGCUGUGGAUCUCUUUAUGGAGGAGACACCGAACUGCAGUUUCCUGUUGGCAGUUUGGGGAGACGCCUGUGGCGCCCACUGCACGGGGUGAGUGGCCCAGAGGAUCCCUGGGUGGGCGCCUUGCUGGCCUGCAGCUCUGGCUUGGCCCCAUGCAGCGGCAUUAUUGGCUCCUGUCUGAGGCUCCUGGACACGGCUUUCUCUGGACCCUUUAAAGCGGUGCAUGGUACAUAUUCUAAAACUGUUUUCUCAUACGCCAUAACCUUGCUCCGGGCGGUGAAUGUUCCUAAUGCUGCUGUUUCGACAUUGGAAUUUUUUUUUAUUUAUGAAACAUGCUAAAUUUUUUUUUCAGACAGAACACACACAUCCACAUAUAUACACAUCCUUUGCUGUGUGGCUUCCGAGGUUUAAAUUUUAAAAUGUAAAGGAAGUAACUUCACGACCACAGACCACCUCAAACCAGAAAUACCUCAGAAUUUUCUACUUGUGUAUGUUUUAUUAAUUAUAUAUUUUGUUAGUUGUGUUGUCUUGUAGGAAGUAUAUUUUAAUGUGAGUUGGGUUUUAUGACAAGGAAGUUUAAAAGAAAUAAUAGAGAAAAAGAAGAAAAGCUUGUGUCUUCUAGCCAGCACUACCAUUUUGUUUGCUAGGAGCUUCUUGUAAAUAGCAGCCAUCAGCCGUGGGUCGCUGUCUGAGCUGGCUGGGCAUGCAUCGCGCUGGGUUAGGCCGGAUUUAAACAGCACAUCUCUGUCUGGAGGGUAGGCCACUUCCUCCUGGGUUGCUUGGAGGGCCAGGUGUUGUUCCUUAAGUCCCCUGGGUAGUAUUCAGGAUGACACCCCUACUUUAACUCAGCAGAACCACAGCCCUCAGGCCCAGGUGAGGUAGAAGUGGAGGGUUAAUUCCUUUGGCUCAGCCUGUGACUAUGCUGUGAAAUCUGGGAGGGCGCAGCUCAGAGCUGGGCAGCUGCUCCCUCAGCUUGUGGUGUGUGGUGCCCGGGGAAGCCUGGGCUUGUUCUUUUCUGUGGGUGUUUGUGUACAGGGUGCUGAGGAAGGCCAGUUGACUUCCCUCUCAGACCUUGGUCCUCGUUUCUGUGGAUCACCGUGGGCUGGCCAGGUAGUUGGGGGACAUGGACUUUGUUUGUGUAAGCUCUGUGUGUCCCCUUCUCCCCCCGCCUGACUUUGUGCUUCGGGAUUUCCUUCUCUCAGAAAACCUUUUUCCUAGCGAAACAGGUCUUACAGCAGUUGCUUUUCCUUCCCACCUCUUUCUUUAAGAAGCUUUAAAUAUUUAUUGAAAAGUGCCAUAUCUGCUUUCUUUAGCUUUCUCCUCAGGCAGUGGAGAGCUCUACUUUUGACCCUUAACAAACCACUAAGAAGUGUAGAUCCUUCGCUGCGGGAGUGACCCAGUCACCAGUCACACACUGUGCCAAACAUUAAACCUAGAUUCCCUGUGUGCUCUUGUGACCCUGGGUGUUUUUCUCUUGUGUGCUGGCUUGGUUUUGUCAUAGCAUCUCGGCCUGGCUGAGCUCUGGUGUAGAACAUCCCACUCAGGGCAGGCCUGAUAGCGUUUCUGGGGGUGGCUUCCCACUUUGCUGACUCUGUGUCCAGCCACAACAGUGUCCUUGUCAGGCCUUUGCACCAGAAUGGAGUGUCACGAGGGGGUACCUGUUUGGUGUGGCCUGGAGAAGGGAGAGUUGGGGUGGUGGUGUCUGUGAAUAGGGGCUGGAGACCGCCUUGAGCCUUCGGGUAACAUACCCAGUUGCUCAUGGGAGCUAGGUGCUCUUCCAGGGUGGCCCUUGUCCCUCCCUCUCUCUCUCUCUCUCUCUCUCUCUCUCUCUCUCUCUCUCUCUCUCUCUCUCUUUCUUUUUGUGUCCAGUGGGGUCAUAGGGCCUCUGCCUUCCACUCUGUCACAGAUUUUAUGUCACUUUUCCUUCUAGUCCCCUGUCCCUAAGCUUCUGGAAGCCUGAGGAAGUCCCCGUGUGUUCAGAGGGAUGAGAUCAGUCAGGAGAGAAGCAGCUGGAGAGUUCUUUUCUCUUCACUGCAUGCUGUGGUCCAGAUAGGCUCCUGUGGCCAUGGGCUUUGGCAGAGAAUGUUCUGGUUGAAAAUCCCUGUGAUAACAGGCAGUCAUCCGUUGCUAAAGACUUCUGUGGCUGUGUCAGAGAAGGACAAAGCAAAUGAAGACAGGGCUGCCAUGUCGUGGGGCUCUGCAGAAGACCCUCAUGGACGGCAAGGAAGACCAUAGACAGCCAUUAGCGUCUGGGCUAACAUGGGCUGCCCUGGUGCCCCCAACACCAGAUGCACAGGGACGUGCUGGCCCUUCUGCUCAGACCUCCACAGCAAAGGGCAGACCUGCUUCUCAUCACGAGGCUACCAGGCUUGCCGGGUGCAGCUGGGUCAGCCCUUCCUGACAAGGCUUGGUGCUUCUAGCAUAGAGUAUGUUCCUGCCGUGCCCUGUCCUCCCUGCCUGCCUGGACAACACCCUUGACCCUCUCUGUCUUGCUACUCUGUCCUAGGCCUUGGGCUUUAUAAAGGAAUUUUCUUGGUGGCCAGCCUAUAUCUAUUUAAUGUUUGCCAUGUGUUUUGGCUCAGCCUGGCAUGUGGUGGUUCCUAAGCUUAGCCGCUUAGGCAAAGAAGUGACUGUUCCACCCAGAGCUAGAGGACUGGCUGGCUCUCUCUCUCACUCACACACAGAGUUUCACUUUUGUAGUGUGUGAAGUUUAGUGUACACUGCUGGGUAGGAGGAUGUCUUGUUUUUCCUAAAUAAUUAAUACAGCAAAAGCUCACUGUACUAGAGUUGAAUUCCUGCCGCUGUUCUCAAGAACUCGGCUCAUAGAUGCGUCCCAGAUCACAGGAAAGUUUCAUUCAGCUCAAGCUUCACCAUCGCCUGUUUCAUCCUUUGGGACUUGGUGGCGCGUCCGGAGAGGUGAUUCCGGAGCAGUAGGCGACACCUUUCCCAGAAGUGCUGUGUGCCGUCCAACCAUCCUUCUGCUAACUGGGGAACCGGCCAGAAAGGGUGACGGCAAGGUGUCCCUUUCCUCUCAGCUUGGGUGACGGGACCUCCCCUUCAUCACUGGCUGUUUGUAAAGGCUAAAUUUCAGCAGCUGGCUUGUUUGGCCUGGUGUUGAGCUUAAAUCCCAGCUAACAUUGUUUUAGAUAAGUAUGCUGAGUAGUUCAGCCGAUGAGUCCUUUACAGUCUAGGCGCCAAACUUUCCGUGCACCCAGGAUUUAAUGCGUAGUUCCUUAUGUGUGCUUCGGGGUAGCUCUGCAGCCAGCAAUCCUGCUGGGAAUGUACCCCAGACCUCUGGGAGGUUUAGGGAAGUGUUUUGGGAUAAUGAUAAGUUUUAUAGAACAUUAAAUUAAGUUUAAAACACUUCCUUGGGAAUCAAUUAGUUGAUUCCAACACACUUUAAAAAAAUUAGUUCAAUCAAUAAAUCAGCCCAAGUUCUUUGGUGGGCUCUUGGGAUAUUGCUAUUUGGACUGCUUUGCAAUUGCUGUAAGUUACUGUUGGGCUGACAAUUUGAACUGAGAUCGGGAACGCCUACAUCUUUUUUUCUAAACCAAGUUUAGCAUUUUCAUGCUGGCGUCUUCCAGGCGUGAAGGAAAGAAGACUUUGCCCUUGCGGUGCUAUACCUGUCUCCUUAGUGCCCACGCCAGCGAGCGCCACUUCCCCAUCCACGGAAGCACCUGGCAACGUUUCCCUAAAGAAUUAAAACGCCUGCGUGGGGCAGUGGGCUCUGCAUGGCCUCUUGUUCUCCAGGCCUCUGUCCGUGGACUGUCUAGGCUGAGUUAGCGUAGGCUGCCGCAUGGGUGCGCUUGGCUGCUGUCGGAACGGGGAGAUCUGGACACCUGCAGAUGAGACGUACUACAUUCGUUUGUAGACUGCGUGUUUGAGUUUACAGUUAGGAGGCGAGCGACCCCAUUAGUUUUUUUGGGGGGAGGGGCAAGCAAAGGUGGGUUUUAUGUGAGUGAACAAACACUGCCUCGAGUUCUGGAGCGCCCACCCUUCCCUGACUCCUGACCACUCUGCAUCAGUGUUGUAAAUAAGAGUAGUUCUAUUAAGAGAUGUCACUUGAAGUUUUCCUUACGAAGUCCGUAGCUCCACCCAUCUAUUUAGUUCUGUCACGUGACGUCGCCUCCACGCAGUGUGGAGAUUGUUUUGUACUACAGAUUAUUUUUAUAAACUAGUGAGUCGGAGUGAGAUCGCUUCUGUAAUCCAAGCCGAUGAGCUUUACUUUCAGGAUCGUGCGCACACUGGAGUACGAGGGCUGGAGCUUAGCGCUUGCAUGGGUUCCUGGAUACCCUGGCAGCCCGGAGUCGAUUUACGGGUCCCCGUUGCCCAGGCUCCACUCACAGGGCAGUGAGGCCUCGGUCCUGCUUCCUGCCUGUGGAGGGGACAGCGGCCGGGUGAAGGGAGGAGCUUGUAGUGGGUUUAAUUUAUGCUGAACAAGGGGUUCUGAGGUUGAAACUUUGCUCCUUUCGUAGAAGGUACCUGACUGGGUUUGGAAGUGGUAGCACAGAGCCCGAAGGACGCAUCUAGAGAAAGAUUUGAGCCACAGAAAACAUUCAAAUGGGAUUUGGUGGCCUGAGUUCUGCUAACCAGAACCAUCUAGGACCAUACUGAGCAGUUCUUUGGAAACAGUGGGGCUCAUGGAUAUAGUGCAGGAAUUAAAUGGAGGGUUCCCAGGCACAGUUUGUCCCUUUUGAUCAGGGCUGCUUUCUGCUCUGUUGUAAAGCAGGAACCAACAGAGGAAGCUCAGUACCCCAAUCUCAGAGCGGGGUGUCUUUCAGAUGCCUGCAAAGGGUUUCUGGCAAGGCCUAGGUGGCCUUCAUCUCAACUUUUGAUUUUGGGGGAGAGUGGGUGGGACUUUGCAUAGGGAUGGGGAGGUGGAUAAUUCAGCUAAAUCAUGUCCCAUGGCCAGUUCUGAGGUUCAGCCGAAGACCUCCUCCCUAUACUCUGCCUGCUGGCUCCAGCCUCCUGCUUAGAGAACUGCACUGGAUGGGUGCUCCUGCUAAGAGAGCCUUAGUGUGUUGUUUCAAGCCAGCCGUGGUCUCUUCAUCCUGAUUUAGAAUGUUGUUUUACCUGUUAUCUAUCCCCUUUCUGCUGGGGACACUUAGUCCCAGCUCUAGCUGCAUUCUGGAAGCUAGCUCCCCCGCUUCUGUUCCCCAUAAAAGACUUCUGUGCUCUCCAGCCGCCUGUCUCGGAAUGUAAUUCUGUUGUGCCUUGGUUUGUCACCCACCCCUCAAAAGCGACUGCAGUAAGCUUUCUCUACUUGUCUCUUCUAGCCCCCGCCCCUUCCUGCCUCCCUUUCCAGCCCUGAUUUCUGGAUGCACUUGUGUGAUCCGGGUACUUUAAGAACCGGUUACCUCAGACCUCACGUUGAACGGUGUCUCCACCUGGGCUCUCUUGAUAACUGCCGACUCUUACCACACGUGCAGAAGGCCCACUGAGUGUGGGCACUGACUCGUUUUAAAGCAAAACUCUUCCCAGAUGGACCGGGGGCUUCUGGCAAGCCUGCCCUGGCGCUGCGGGGGGGGGGGGACUGGUUGGGCAUGUCAUCUGAACGGUGCUUCCUGUGUCCUGUGCAUUCUGCCGUGUUCAGUAUUCUCAUGUGUCUGAAUAGGCAAAGCAACCUAACUAGCUGGUCUCGCACGCAAAUGAGCUCCAAAGACCAGCUCUUUGUAACGCCCGCAUUUCCAGUCUCCAGAGCUCAGACCUAGAACAUUCCGUCAAACAGCAGGGUAGAAGCCCCACCCCCACCCCCAUCCACUGCCACAGUGCGUUCUGGGAAGAUGUCUGUAGUGUAUGUUGCUGUGGAAUUAGGCCUUGUGGGAUAUGGCUGCUUGUCAUUUUGAUGUAUUUUAAAUAAAUAUAUAUAUAUAUUUUUAAAGAGCCUUUUUUACCAGUUCAGAAAGCUUAAUUAACCAGCUGUCAUCACCUGAAUUUUUGUCUCUGGGGCACAGACGGCAGGGUGAGAUUAAAAGUGGUAACUCAGUCAUGAGUUGCCUGCCCUGGGCUGCCCUGCUGUCCCGCUGACCAUGGGACACUAGGGUCAGCGUGCACCUGGUGGGUUUCAACUCAGCCCUCCAGGUGUCUGGUGUCUGCCCUACUUAGCGGACUGCUGACCUCAGUCCUCGCAAGUGCUUUAGCCCUAGUGGGGUUUUCCCAGAGCACUGCCACGAGCGAAGUGUAUGAGUUUAGCCAAAUAAUUUCUCCAUAAGGGAAAAGCGUUACAGAGACCAGAGUAGGAAACACGAGUUGUCAGAGGCCGCCUGGGAGCAAGCAGUUGUCACGUGGGCAGAGACCUCAGUUGAAAUGCCAGGCCCACCAACAAGAGCGCAAUGACUAAAAUGCCGGCGGCUUGCUUUCCCUCGCUUUUCUUGUCCAGAAUUCUAUAAAAAUGCAAAGACAGUUGGGUGGUACUUGAGAACUGAAGGCGAGGGUUACUGCAGAUUAGCAACAGACUUGGAGAUUUCAGUGCCAUGACACAAAUCCACACGAUGCCAUUUUCAACUGUACAAGAGAAUCUGCUUAUGAAUGCGACACGGUCCCAACAGUGACGUUAGAGGCCAUUUUCACCUGCUGCUCUUUUUCCACAACUGCCCUUGAAUCUGUCUUAGUUGUGCAGUACUGCAAACUCACCUUGCGUCGAGUUUGAUGUCCAUUCCCGUGGAGAAGAGCAUUUGGCAUGUGACAGACAGUGAGUUGGAAAUAGAGCAGAACAUCGAAUUUUGCAGGGACAGUUUUGGAACCAACAGAAAAUGUCACUUUUUAUUUACCAUCUUAUAUAUCAGUUUUACCAGCUACUUCUAAAUUUGUACAUUAUUUGGAAGAAAAAAAAAACUUAAGACUUGUCUAACUUAGUGGAGAAUGUGUGUGCUGCCCUUAGGAUGGGUAGCUAAGUCUCACUGAGCUGUGUUAUCUAACUUGUAUAUAUGAAUUGUAAUUAAAAACUUGGAUUCAUCUGUUUCUCACAGUUUAAAAUGAUGAGUCAUUGCAAAGUCUGCAAGUGUGACUAGUCUAUGAUUUCAGGCUGUGUAGACGAGAAAGCUCUCUCAAGUGCUGAAACUAAAAACUUCUAGUUUGGGGCUCCAGUUCGAUUGAGUACUGUUUGUUUGCCAGAAUCUGUGAGGUGUAAAUGUAGCGGGACACUUUCCACCCUUGUAGCUAUAAAACAAACAUUUUGUAGAUCAGAAAAUAGCUUGUACUACUGAAUUAACAAAAGUUAUACUAAAGUAUCAUGUCUUAAAAAAUAUAUAUAUAUAAUAUAUAUAUAUAUUAUAUAUAUAUACAGAGUUAAGCUUGUUGCUGUUACCCUGUCUGGAUUUGAAAAGUGUGCUGAUUUAUAUAUAUCUAUAUAUAUUACACACACACACACACACACACACACACACACACACACACACAAUGGCCUGAAGCAGACAUCCAUGUAAUUACAGUUGCGAAAUGCAAACGUUUUGGAAAGAACAUUGUAUCAUAGUUCAUUCAUUUGCAGUGGAUCUUUGCUCCUUUCUCCUGUGGUAAUUUUAGAAACGAGUGUCAAGUUUGAAAUUAGAUCUGCUAAGUUGGGGUUUUGCUGCUUGAAUACUGCACUGGGUCCUCAAACAAACCGAUGUGAAUGUAGUUUUCCCCCUGUGUGAAGGAGCAGCCACACCCCCCAACAGAAUAGGAGGAAAAAUCUAGAACUAUUUCAAGUUUUAUCUUUUUGUAUAUGAAAAUAAAUAAUAAUAAAUAA